This is a messenger RNA of Copidosoma floridanum, 1464 nucleotides long. Its product is annotated as serine protease inhibitor 42Dd. The record is from RefSeq and is a predicted model, not a curated record. Gene Ontology annotation, molecular function: serine-type endopeptidase inhibitor activity. NCBI's taxonomy places the organism in Eukaryota, Metazoa, Arthropoda, Insecta, Hymenoptera, Encyrtidae.
UCCAACUUCUUUGUACCUCAUAUUCAUUUUCGUGUUGGGCAGCUUUAUUGAAAGAAUCAUCGGCAGCAGGAUGAGAUUCGGACUAAUCGUCGCCACGGCAAUCUUGUGCACUGCCGGAGUUUAUUCCAGCGAUCGCAGUGACACUGAAGCAGCCCUCAGGAGCAUUAUAAAUUUCGACAACUCAGUUUACGAGAAACUUUCCAGGGAUAAACAAACGGAAAACCUCAUAGUUUCGCCGUUGAGUGCCCACUUUCUUCUAACACUCAUAGCCAAUGGGGCGAAAGGUGUAACAUUCAACGAACUAAACAAUGCACUCCAUCUGAAUAAUAAAGCGUACGAAGCUGCGCACGGCUACAAACUGGCGCUGUUGAACAGAUUAAGGAACAUCGAAAAUGCCACCUUCGACUUUGCCAAUCGCAUUUACGCCAGGGGUAACUUGAAAUUGGAAGAUUCGUUCAAACAGUUCGUUGAUCGCAUCGAUUCAGGGGCUCUCCAGAAAUUCAACGAUCCAUAUUCCACUAUCGAAGAAAUCAACAAAUGGGUCAAACAAACGACCCAUGGAAAAAUCCACGGAGUCAUCAAGGACGGUGACUUUAAUGACAACACGAUAAUGGUUCUUCUGAAUGCCAUUUAUUUCAAAGCCAAUUGGGAACGAAAGUUCGACAAACAAGAGACGUCUCUCGAAAAGUUUCACACUCCUAGCGGGACAAAGGCAGUGAAUACCAUGAAAGUCAAGGGAAAAUUCAUCUGUCAGAGAAUUGACAAACCCGAUGCCUACUACAUUGAGCUCCCGUACACGGCCAGGAAGUUGAAAAUGGUUAUUGUGAUGCCGAAAAAUACCGACAAGUUAGCCGAAGCUGCAGAGUUUGUCAAGCGCAACGGUAAUUAUCACUUUUACGGUGAAGAGGAGGUCAAUCUGUCCUUACCAAAGUUCAAAAUUGAAAGCGAAAUCAACUUUAAACCAAUUUUGGAGCACUUGAAGGUCAAGAGUCUUUUCACACAAAUGGCCGAACUAGGUGGUAUCGCCAAAGAAAAACUGUUCGUUAGUAGCAUUAAGCAAAAAGCUUUCAUCGAAGUUGACGAGGAAGGAAGCGAGGCAGCAGCUGUUACUAAAUCUGAAUUAGAGAACAGAUUUGGCGAUGAUCCUCUAUAUUUGGACAUAAACAGGCCUUUCUACUUCGCAAUCCAGUAUCAAGGGCUAGUUCUGUUUGAAGGACACGUUGUCGACCCAUAAGGCCGCAUGUUAUUUAUUUUACCUCACAUGUUAUAUCCCACCUUUUCCCGAAUUGACCCAAAGCGUCCCGAGAGAAACUUCAUGGAAAACAUCCCUUGAUGCAAAAAAAAAAAAAAAUAAUAAUAAUAAUCUUUACCAGGACGAGACGCGAAGUUUAGAUACAAGUCUGGAAAUAUCUACGAGUUCACCCCCAACCAGGAGUCAAACCCACGCUCUGUUUGAGCAUUCGU